Messenger RNA from Rhododendron vialii, 1951 nucleotides. RefSeq lists its product as uncharacterized. Lineage: Eukaryota; Viridiplantae; Streptophyta; Magnoliopsida; Ericales; Ericaceae. The record is from RefSeq and is a predicted model, not a curated record. The coding region runs from base 233 to 1840 and encodes 535 amino acids. The transcript has 3 exons.
AUUUUGGAGAGAAGAGAGAGAGAGAGACGACGAUAAUUGCAAUUCAAUUAAGAAAGACAAUGAUAAUUAUUGAAUUACAAAGUAUCCAUUGCUGGGUAUUCAAAUUUGAUCUCCUUCCAUACCGCACAAGCAGCAGAUAGUUCAUUACUCCAUUGGCCAGCCUCACUGCAGCUCUGCCACACCACCACCGGCCACUCCGACAACCACCCUCCAUCUCCGUUGAGACAAGAAAAUGACAAUCCCGCCGGAUAUUCUAUUUAGAGGAUGUGCAGCAAACUUCCCUCAACCUGUCAGUGAAGAAGAUCGUCGUACAAUUGAUUGUUUGGUAGAAACUGUUCAUCAAGUAAAUUGCCCCCCUCUGCGUCACAUCGUGUACAGAAGCGGCACCGGAGAACAAGACAUCCUCCGCCAUGUCUUUCGCUGGGAUCUUACCCCUUAUCAGGAGGUCUUUCGGAAUGGAUUCCAAGCAAGGCGUCCUCAACAAGGCACUCCCUACGAGGUCUUCUACAAUCUGGAACACUACGUCCAUCAUGAUGGCGGCAGGCCUCUCGAUCACCGUCUGCCCGCCACCCACGCUUUCAUUAGCACCACGCUUAACACCGAUUGGCAUCCCAGCCUCGACAAUGUGACUGACACUGAGAUUGAAGUAUAUCGAUACGAGAUAUAUGCUCCCGGUGGCAUUUGGAUUGCUCAGACUCUUGGUGAUACUUGCGAGUACCCUGCCCAAGACGAGGUUUGCUUUGUUGUUGGCAUUGCCCCUCAAUACAUUCGGGCUGCCCAAUGCUUCAGGCUUACUGUUACUGCUGGCACGAGGUCUACAAGACGGGUGAGAGUAGAUAAUAUAAUGGUACUAAAUGGGAACUUCAAUCCACAAUCACAUCCAUCAAGGUUGCUCAACAUUCAUAGGCCAAUAUUUGAUUACAAGGAUCCGGCAAUCAAUAGGAAGGCGCAUCUAACCAUUCGCAUUUACCGACCCCCUGCCCUUUUCGAACGAGAGAACCAACAAGUGCCCAUCGACUCUACCACCACCAAUUGGUAUGCUGGCGAUGUGGCUAACUAUGAGAGCUACAUAAAUGCUGCAUUCCGUUCGUCUCGUACAAAUGAAGCAUAUCUAUUCAUGAUGAACGAGUAUGUGCUAUUGAACUAUGCUCCAGGCACGACAGAUGACAAGGUGGUGAAGGGACCGCUUUUUAUUUGCGAUGGUUAUCGAUCCCUCACAGGCAUGGCCUUUGCAGAACAUGGAAUAGACUCUGCUUUUGGUUCUCAUUAUGGGGAUGAGGCGUUCAUCUUCUCUGGGAAUCUUUGUGCACAGAUUAACUACGCACCAGGCACAACAAAUGACAAGAUAAUCAAAGGACCGAUGACCAUCACUGCGAUGUUCCCCUUGUUCAAAGGGACAGUGUUCGAAAGCGGCGUUGAUGCCGCAUUUGAGGCAACAAACAAAGGAGAAGCUUACCUCUUCAAAGACAACCAAUAUGCUCUUAUAAACUACAGUUCUGAUUCCAAACUCAUUGAGGUCCGUUGCAUCACUCAAGGCUUUCCUAGUUUGAAAAACACCAUCUUUGAAAGUGGAAUUGAUGCAGCCUUUGCUUCGCAUAGGACUAAUGAGGCAUACAUCUACAAAGGAGAUUCUUAUGCACUCAUCAACUUUGCUCCUGGCACCAUUGACGACUACAUCAUUGGUGGCGUGAGGAAAAUCCUUCCCAAUUGGCCCUCUUUAGCUAACGUCUUGCCUCGCAAAAACCGUGGUCUAGACGAUCAUUAUCACACUAAGCCGGACCCGACUUGUUUGAAACCACCUCAAAAGCUUUCUUGUUGUUCCCCUUGUACAAUUCUGUAAACGCUUGGCUCGCUACAGAGAAGCCACAAAAAUAAAACGUGAGGUUGGCUUGUCCCGGUUCUCGUUGUCGUGGUAUUGGCAGUGGAAUUGAAGGUUUUGUUUAGCUCAGGA